UGUAAACCCCAUAUCUGGGACACUGCAUAUCUUGCUCUCUGAAGGACAGCGGGUAUCUUAUUUUGUCCGGAGAGAGCUUCAAGGUCUCAUAAGGGCAUACGAGGACACAGAGCCGAGAUUGUGUUACGGAGCGUCGUCAUCAGACUGUGUUGCUUGCUUGCGGACGUCUUCAAAGCAUCUGCGCGCGGUCGAACCCCCCGUAGUGUGUGUGUGCGUCAGAGACUGUAAAAGCCGUAAGCUCGAUCAUUUAAAGAGCCGUGUUGCGGUCAAGUGCCUCUGUGUAGACGCUGCGUUAGAAGAGACAUGUACGUAAAACUGUGCAAUUUCGGCAAGUACGCAGACAGGAAGUCUGAGCCGAAAAAGCUGCAGCCGGAUUCAGAUGCAUCACCCGAUAUUCACCGGAAGGCUCGCGUUUACCGCAUCAUUUCACUGGUUCUUGUUGUCAUCUGCGUCUUUCUGUUGAUUGUGGUCCUUGUACUGUUAAUUAAGUUGACUGGGACAGGGACUGAGCCAUGUCAGAUGGUAGAGGAGACGAACAGUUCUCCACCAGAACAGGAAUGCAGCAUGAAGAAAUGCCAAGAGGUUUACCACCAACAUUUUGGAGAAACUCAACAUCUGUGCAGUAAUUGUGGCAAAGGCUGGCUGAGAUUCGAUAAUACUUGUUACUUCCUGUCUCCAACCCGUCUGACCUGGCAGCAGAGCAGGGAGGAAUGCCAGAAGAAGGGAGGAGAUCUUGCCGUCAUUACUAAUGAACGUGUGCAGAUGUAUCUGAGCAGGAAAGGGAAGUUAAACUACUGGAUUGGGCUAAGUCAAGUGGAGACAAAUGAAUGGACAUGGAUUAACAACACUGUAUUGACAGUGAGAUAUUGGGGAGAUGAUUCCUCUCCAGGAGACUGUGCCAUUCUGGCUGCAAAUGAACCACAUGAACGGAGCUGGCGCCCAUUUAACUGCAAGUUACAUUUACAGUACAUCUGUCAGAAGAUCUAGAUGUCAGAAGAUCAACUACUCCAAUCAAAACCAACUAUACAUCUGGAUAUCAUAACUCAACACUUAAUCUAAUCAUCAGAAAUAGGGGCAUAUAGCGAUAGAAACUAUAGAAACUUUUUAGAACAGUUUUAUUUGGAUUACAACUGGACUCAUUUCUAACUACUUAUCAUUUACACAAAGCUUGUUUAUUUGCACUAAAUAUGGCUAAUAUUCACAUGAUAAUGUACUGAAUUGCACAUGCCUUCUUUUUGAAAUGUCUCUUUUUGAUUAAACUUCCACCUUUAUAUGUAACAAUAUUGAUGGUGCACACCUAUAUGUUUGCAUAUUAUUAAACAGUAAAAUAAUACAGAA
Pimephales promelas (fathead minnow) is the source of this 1338-nucleotide messenger RNA. Its product is annotated as perlucin-like protein. NCBI's taxonomy places the organism in Eukaryota, Metazoa, Chordata, Actinopteri, Cypriniformes, Leuciscidae. The record is from RefSeq and is a predicted model, not a curated record.